AUGAAAAACUCAUCAGUUGUGUCAUUGAUAAUACUGGAAGCCUUUUACAGAAUGGAAGACCUUAAAUACCUUUACUUUGUCAUCUUUUUCAUGUUAUACAUGCUUGUACUCUUAGCAAACAUCACUGUGAUCUUUGUCGUUAUUAGCAACAAAGUGCUUCAUAAACCAAUGCACAUCUUUCUUUGUAAUUUGGCUGCAAAUGGCAUCUAUGGUAGCACAGCUUUGCUUCCCCCCUUGCUAUCUACUUUAAUGUCUCCUUUUCAUGUGGUAUCUCUGGCCUGCUGUAAGGCUCAAACUUACUUCCUGCACACAUAUGCUAUCAUAGAGUUCACCAUUUUGUCAGUGAUGUGCUAUGAUCGCUAUGUGGCCAUCUGCUAUCCACUGCAGUAUCACACUAUUAUGACGAUCACAAAAGUGUAUAAACUAAUAGCUUUCUCAUGGGGUUAUCCUUUAGUGGCAUUUUCAUUGUUAUUUAUUCUGACUCUGCGCUUGACACAAUGUAGAAACAUUAUAGGGCGAGUCUACUGCUCCAACUAUUCUCUUGUUAAACUGUCCUGUGAUGACACAAAUGUUGUGAGUACUAUUGGACUGGUUUCUGUUGUUGUAUACACUUUUCCUCAGCUUGUGAUGACUUUCUAUUCAUACGGACAUAUUCUUAAAAUAUGCUUUACUGCAACUAAAGAGUCAAAAAUAAAAGCACUGAAGACCUGCACUCCACACUUAUUUGCAAUAAUGAACUAUAGUGUGGGAUGUUUUUUUGAAAUUGUACAAAGUCGCUUUGACACAAGUUAUCUCCCAUUUGAAACACAAAUAUUUAUGUCAAUUUAUUUCUUGAUUUUUCCUCCAAUUCUGAAUCCAGCCAUUUACGGGCUGAGUGUUCAGGCUCUGAGAGGCAAUAUUUUUCGACUUUGUGGCUCUAAGAAUAAGUUACUGCCUUUAAAGUAG
Messenger RNA from Carassius carassius (crucian carp), 945 nucleotides. Its product is annotated as olfactory receptor 52Z1P-like. Gene Ontology annotation, molecular function: G protein-coupled receptor activity; olfactory receptor activity. The transcript has a single exon. Gene Ontology annotation, biological process: G protein-coupled receptor signaling pathway. Bases 1 to 945 code for a protein of 314 amino acids. NCBI's taxonomy places the organism in Eukaryota, Metazoa, Chordata, Actinopteri, Cypriniformes, Cyprinidae. The record is from RefSeq and is a predicted model, not a curated record. Gene Ontology annotation, cellular component: membrane.